AUGCCUGGUAGCUUGAAGAAUGCAGAUCUUCAGCAGAUCUUUCGUUGCAGUCCAGCGGAGCUGAAAGAACUGCAGUCCGCAUUCAAAGCGCAGACCAAAAAACUCGAAAUCAAUCAGCGGCCCUACUACGAACAGCGAGCAAGCGAGGUAGAUCCAAAUGGCGUCUUGCAAGAGGAUUGUUGGCGAAGCGUGGCGGACAGUCGAACAGUCUUUGGUGCAAUGCUCUCAGCUGCUCGCUGGGGUAGAAAACCACCUUCCGAUCUCGACGAGAGGCUUCGUAGAGCGAAGAAUCGGAUUGCGUCAAGGUUGAACGCGAACGCAACUCGGCCAACGAGAAAGCGCACACGAGCUGCAUCUGAGGACUCGGAAGCGGAGUUUGAUCAGGCUGGCCGUGCUCGUCGACGAAGACGUUCGGCACCAAAGGGCGUGGUUGUGAUCUCGUCAUCCAGCGAGGCUUCACCGCCUGUGAAGGGACAGGCACGCAAGAAGCAACGCCUCCGAAGACGUCUCCCACACAAAUCAACUGUGCAGCCAGGCUCCUCCAGUGCGCACUCGCCGACUGAAGAGCUCGUCAAGUUCGCCGGCAGCCCCGAGCAGUCCAUCGCCAGAUCGACCACGUCCAACCUGGCACCAUUUGGCGCGCGCGGCUCAUUCGGCGAGCGGAGAAUUGUCAUGCCCAUACCCGCUUCACCAGCUAGCUGUUCGGGAGACCUGUCCGCCACCAGAGCCGUCCCCCCUCUCCGGCGCCGAUACGUAAAAGAAGUGGUCGCUGCAGGUUUGGGACCUCUGACGGCAAGGGUUGCCAAGUUGGAGGAGGAUUCAGCACGCGCUGGUGGAAUGCGUCAAGAUGAAGACAGCAUCAAAGUGACUUCGUGGCCUGAGUUGAGAAUCAAGCUGGCUGACUUGGAGCGCGAGAACGCUGAGAAGGAUCUGGAAAUCAUGAGUUUGCGGGUGGAGCUUGAGGUCAAGAAUGCUGGAUCGAAGCGUUGA
Saxophila tyrrhenica is the source of this 990-nucleotide messenger RNA. RefSeq lists its product as uncharacterized. The coding region runs from base 1 to 990 and encodes 329 amino acids. The transcript has 2 exons. The record is from RefSeq and is a predicted model, not a curated record. NCBI's taxonomy places the organism in Eukaryota, Fungi, Ascomycota, Dothideomycetes, Mycosphaerellales, Extremaceae.